Messenger RNA from Vittaforma corneae ATCC 50505, 1233 nucleotides. RefSeq lists its product as uncharacterized. Gene Ontology annotation, molecular function: GTP binding. The record is from RefSeq and is a predicted model, not a curated record. The transcript has a single exon. The coding region runs from base 1 to 1233 and encodes 410 amino acids. Lineage: Eukaryota; Fungi; Microsporidia; Nosematidae. Gene Ontology annotation, cellular component: nucleolus.
AUGAAGGUCAAUUUCUACAAUGCAAAAAAACUAAAGUACUUGAACACUCUCAGCUCUGGCAAAGCCAAAAGAAACUCAAGAGGUGAGAUCAUAAAGGCAGCACCGUUUCAAUCUAAGGAUGCAUCCACUGGCCGGGUUGAGCCAGCCAGAGCUUGGUUUACAAAUACGAAGACCGUUACACAGAAUGAGCUAGAGGAAUACAGAAACUCAAUCAAGACAAAGAGUCCAUACGAUGUUUUGCUAAGUGUGGGGAAUGUGCCAUACUCAUUGAUUAACAAUGAGGUGAAAUUGAAGAAAAAAGCCGACUUUUCGAGCUGUUUUGGGAGCAAAAACCAGUCAAAGAGGCCAAAGCUCCAAUAUAAAAGUCUAGAGGAAAUGGUCAAUAGAGAAAAUCCAGUGCAUAAAGAAGCAAUCCAUAGAAAUGAUAAAAAUGUAAAAGGGCAGAGCCACAGAAUCUGGAACGAGUUGUACAAAGUUAUUGAUAGCUCUGAUGUAGUGGUGCAUGUCUUAGACGCAAGAGAUCCACUUGGAACAAAAUGCAGCCAGAUUGAAGAGUUCCUUAAAACUAAGGCACGGCACAAGCACUUAAUGUAUGUCCUAAACAAGGUUGAUCUAAUCCCAAAGGCUGUAACAGCUCAAUGGCUAAGGACUUUGAGCAAGGAACAUCCCUGCUUGGCUUAUCACUCAAAUUCAUUGGACAACAACUACGGCAAGGCCAAUCUAAUGAAUGUGCUUAGACAGUUUAAGACUCUCUACAAGAAGGAUACUCUGAGCAUUGGGUUUGUUGGGUAUCCCAAUACUGGAAAGUCCAGUAUUAUCAAUACUCUGAGAAAUAAGGCUGUGUGCAAAUCGGCCCCCGUUCCAGGAGAAACAAGACAUUGGCAGUACAUCGCAUUGAUGAAAGAUCUCUACCUGAUAGACUGCCCUGGCGUUGUGCCAGUUUCAGAUUAUAGAAUGGCAGUAUUGAGGGGUGCAAUACGCAUUGAGAAUGUUGAGGAUCCUGAAGAUCUGAUACCCGAUGUUAUUAAACUGACAGGAAAAGAAGCCGUUGAAAAUUGCUAUGGGAUUCCAUUUGAAAGUCUUGAUGAUCUGUUUGUGCAAAUGGCCAGUAGAUUUGGGAAAGUAACUAAAGGGGGAGAGCCUAACAUUGAUCUUAUCUCCAAGAUGAUUCUUCAUGAUUUGCACAGAGGAAAGAUCCCAUAUUUCACCCUACCACCUGAGUCCAAAGCUUAA